This is a messenger RNA of Ophidiomyces ophidiicola, 2679 nucleotides long. RefSeq lists its product as uncharacterized. Lineage: Eukaryota; Fungi; Ascomycota; Eurotiomycetes; Onygenales; Onygenaceae. Gene Ontology annotation, molecular function: protein binding. The record is from RefSeq and is a predicted model, not a curated record. The transcript has 2 exons. The coding region runs from base 1 to 2679 and encodes 892 amino acids.
AUGGAACACAACUCCGGCAAUGCGGCCAGACUGCCGCAUCCUGCUGACCUGCAGCCAGGUAAAUACACAGCUGCGUUCAGUGCCCCAUCCGCCUCGAGCUCCUUUAAGCUCGAUGAAGGCUAUUCGGAUGAGACCAAAAGCGAAGCAGAGAAUAACGGAAGACGGGCCUCAAGUGGUGCGACAAUUCCUCCUUGGAUUCUAAGCCAGGCAGAGUCUGACAGGGCUGAUUUUGCAUUCACCCUCCUUACCACGCUGCGCACCUCGACGAUUGCCAAAAUUGUUGACAGACUUACACCGCUCCUCCAUAUGGACCCUGUGCGAAAGCUUCCCCCGGAACUGACCGCGGAGAUAUUUUCGUACCUCGACCCAGGCACGUUGCUUACGGCUUCGCUGGCGUCUCGUGCAUGGCGAGACCGAGUGCAUGAUUCGCUGUUGUGGAGACAGCUAUAUUUACGGGAAGGGUGGAAAUUGAAUGUCGAGGAGAUCCGAACGUUUGAACGACAGCGUGCGGAGGCAAUACAGUCGGCUAGCAGGAAGGCUCGAAUGCGGCGUUCGGAUACGGAUCCAGGGGAGCCUUUGCAUAAGAAACGCGUGCUGCCAAGCUGGGGGGAUUCAAGACGUUCAAGUGCGGUCAAUGCCGAAGGCGAAGCUUCUGCGUCUAGUACAGGCGCCCCACCCGAUGCAGAAGGCGACCAUGAGAUGCGAGAUGUCGGCAACCCUGACAAUUUUGCUCGGAAGGUUUCGACGGAUAGAGAAGUUUCUUCCUCACCCUACCGAGAAUCGUUCUUAUCCCCCGCUAUGCGCCCAGAGGACCCAGCAAGACUAAACUGGGCAUAUUUGUACAGACAACGCCGGAAGUUGGAAGAUAACUGGCUACAUGGCCAGUUCACCAAUUUUCAGCUACCACAUCCGUUAUACCCAUGGGAAGCUCAUCGUGAGUGCAUCUACGCGAUUCAAUUCAGUGGUAAUUGGCUGGUAAGCGGUAGUAGAGACAAAACGAUAAGGGUUUGGAAUUUGGAAACGAGACGACUGAGGUCUCCGCCACUGCUUGGACAUACCAGGUCUGUUCUAUGCUUGCAGUUCGAUGCUAGCGAGGAAGAAGAUAUAAUUAUCUCAGGCAGUAGUGAUCGCAAUGUGAUCAUUUGGCGCUUCUCUACAGGCCAGAAACUUCAGGAACUAACCAACGCACACCUUGAUUCUGUCCUUAGCUUACGAUUUGAUAAAAGGUAUUUGGUGACGUGCUCAAAAGACAAACUUAUUAAAGUGUGGAAUCGUGAUGAGCUUCGUGCAUCAGACGAAAACUACCCCAGAUACUUCAACGGUGUUGGUGUGCGAUAUCCUCCUUAUAUUGUGGACAUAUCAAACAUGCUUCCUGCGGCCUUGGAAGCCCAAAUUGCGAGUCAACAAAUCAAAACCCUCCGCCCAUAUUCGCUUUUGAUGACCCUCGAUGGUCACGGCGCUGCCGUGAAUGCGAUACAAAUUGACGAUAACGAAAUUGUAUCUGCAUCUGGGGACCGACUUAUUAAGAUUUGGGACAUUCGCAGCGGAUCUUGCACAAAGACCUUAGUGGGUCACCAGAAGGGAAUUGCAUGCGUUCAAUUCGACAGCAAUCGAGUAGUGAGUGGCAGCAAUGACUUCACCGUUCGGAUAUAUGACCACGCUUCCGGAGCUGAAGUUGCCUGUCUCCAUGCUCAUGAUGAUCUUGUUCGAACAUUGCAAGCUGGGUUCCGUGAUCCACCUGGUUCCGAGGAAACAUUAAUGCUUGAGGCUAAAGCCGUUGACCAUGAUUAUUGGGAGGCCCGCCGCCGCGGUGACGUUGACCACGAGCUUGAGCACGGUCGUCGACGACGACCUACCCGCAUGCGAAGCGCUGGGUCACGCCGACCACAAGACAUCAUUGCUCUGGGGGCCAAGAUACCUCCUGGCGGUGGUGGAAGUAGAUGGGCCCGUAUCGUUUCCGGCUCUUACGAUGAAACAAUAAUUAUCUGGAAAAGAGAUAAAGAAGGCAAAUGGGUUGUUGGGCAACGUUUACGGCAAACCGACGCUGCCCGUGCUGCGUCAGUCAUUGACGAUUCGAUGGCGGUGGAAUUCCUCAGCCAAAGUUUCGGGGCAAAUUUACCUGGAAUACAUCAGCAGCUUCAAGCUGCUCACAUUACCCAAAUCAAUGCCAAUCAACCCGGACCACAGAACACAGCUACGUCUGCUCCUCCGUCCCAGACGACCCCUAAUCCAUCCGCGCCGCAGCAAAUGACACCACCGUUGCAUCCCUCUCAGAAUGCCUUUCUCCAGCAACAGCAACAGCAGCAGCAAUCGCAGCCUAACGUGCCUACACAAAGUAACCAGACCCCGACCGCGUUUCAACUUCCUCCCAUCCUUGAGAACGCUGGUCAGCUACCACCAAUGCAGACGCAACCAAAUACCCUUCAACCGCAGCCCCCACAGCCCCAGCACCCAGUUCUCCAUCCCCCCAUUGGUCAGCACACUGGCAACCCUGUACAGCCCAAUGCCCAGGCCCCGGCGGCCCACCCACAUCCCCCCACAGCAACGAGGAUAUUUAAACUCCAAUUUGACGCCCGAAAACUCAUUUGCUCUAGUCAAGACCAUAUUAUCGUUGGAUGGGAUUUUGCAAACGGUGACAAACAUUUAGAAGAGGCCUGUCGAUUCUUUUCUGGCCCAUGA